Messenger RNA from Daldinia decipiens, 1687 nucleotides. RefSeq lists its product as uncharacterized. The transcript has 3 exons. The record is from RefSeq and is a predicted model, not a curated record. NCBI's taxonomy places the organism in Eukaryota, Fungi, Ascomycota, Sordariomycetes, Xylariales, Hypoxylaceae. The coding region runs from base 1 to 1413 and encodes 470 amino acids.
AUGGCGUCUAGAACCCACCAUUUAGACGCGACGGGCGAUCGCGAAGUAGUCUUCUGCCACGGCUGCGAUAAUGAGUGGUACCGAGAUCAACGCCCCAAUACUUUAGAAUGCCCCCGAUGCCACGGCGAUAUCACGGAGAUAGUUUCACCUGAAAGCGAUCCUCGUAACCUAGACGAUAACGAUUCGCUACCUGGUUUCGGCCAGCACCGCCGCUUCCAUCACCCUCAUUUCGAUUCUGAUGAAGACCCCGACGAGGAUGACAUCGAGGAACACCUACUUCAUGGUCCUGGGGGCUUUUAUGGCCAUCGAUCUAUAUUGCGGUCCCCCGAUAGCCAAGGCCUUAGAACCGCCCCCCGAACGGCUCCCGAGAAUACCGACCAGAUCAUGCGCAGAUUCACGGAGCUAAUAUCAGAUAUAGGAGGAAGCCCCUCCAUUGGCCGGUCCGGGCCAGACACACUAUUCGGAGGUAGUCAAGCCCCGCGAGUUACGCUUCAAAGGUUUUCCGGUCCCGGUUUCACUGGCGGUGUUAGUAGUGUUACCUUUACGUCCAGUUCCUCACGGGCUCGCCCCGAGCCCGGCCAUGGACUUGGAUUAGGCCCUGAAGAUCCGUUUCAAAGAGUCUUUGGGAAUAUAAUGGGAGACCUAGGUCCUCCUCCCAUGGGUCGCGACUCUCCAAAUGGUUCAAAUCAAACCGGCAGAGAGGGCAAUCCCCGCCAGCCAGCAGAUUUUUCGUUAGCUCUAAGUCAGCUAAUAGCGAGCCUCAUAAAUCCUCACACAGUUCAUGGCGAUGCGGUUUAUUCUCAGGAGGCACUAGACCGCAUCAUCACGAGUCUCAUGGAGGCAAACCCGCAGUCAAAUGCGCCAGCACCUGCUUCGGAGGAGGCUAUUGCAAAUCUACCAAAGAAGAAGUUAAAUGAGGAGAUGCUAGGGCCUGAAUUGAAAGGCGAAUGCACUAUAUGUAUCGAUGAGGUGAAAGCAGGGGAUGAAGCCGUUGUGCUACCGUGUAAACACUGGUUUCACGAACAGUGCGUCGUCUUGUGGUUGAAACAACACAACACAUGUCCUAUCUGCCGCGCAUCCAUCGAUGGUGAGGCUGCUGGCCGUCCCGUUAAUGCGGCCUCGGAUGCACAGCCUGGACCGUCUGGUACUUCGUCUCAGCACCGAAGACGAGAUGGUGCUCCGUCGAUAAGCCGCAUGAGAUCUGAUCAGACUAAUUCUCCAAGCCGAGCGUCAACGUUGAGACGAGACUCGAACUCGCCCCCGACGCACUCUGGAACGGGCUCGGCCAGGGUUAGAAGCCCUUCUCCUUCCAGCCGUCGUUCGGCGCAAAGCGAUAGGACACGUGAUGGAAGAGGUUCUAUCGGCGGCCCAUUUCAUUGGAUUAGAGACCAGUUCAGAGGAGACAGACGCUAGUAAAUAUAUACUUGCUCGGUCGUUUCAGCCUUUCGGAGUCUUCUACUACAUUUGGAAUGAAGCAUUUUGGCAUUGUUUGGUGAUAAUCCAAAACACAACAGCGCGGGUUUAGCGAGGAUCAUAGGUAUCCUAGAUUUGAUGAAGUUCCACGAAAAAGCCGCGACCUUAUGAAUCAUGUGGCUAGAGUCUUUUACCAUAGGAAUGGCGUGUCCAAUGGGUUGGAUCUGGGUUUAGGGGUCGCCUAGAUCACAUCCCAGUAUCUUUGCGAGGACCC